Messenger RNA from Bubalus bubalis (water buffalo), 1133 nucleotides. RefSeq names its product ADP ribosylation factor 5 (gene ARF5). Gene Ontology annotation, biological process: vesicle-mediated transport; intracellular protein transport. The record is from RefSeq and is a predicted model, not a curated record. Gene Ontology annotation, molecular function: GTP binding; GTPase activity. Gene Ontology annotation, cellular component: plasma membrane; cytoplasm. NCBI's taxonomy places the organism in Eukaryota, Metazoa, Chordata, Mammalia, Artiodactyla, Bovidae. The transcript has 6 exons. The coding region runs from base 149 to 931 and encodes 260 amino acids.
GGUGACGUAGGGCGGGCCGAGACGCGCGGAGGCGGCGGCGGUACCUCCUCCUGCUGCUGCUGCUGCUGCUGCGCCCCAUCCCCCAGCGGCCGGCCGGUUCCAGCCCGCACCCCGCGUCGGUGCCCGCGCCCCCUCCCCCGGCCCCGCCAUGGGCCUCACCGUGUCCGCGCUCUUUUCGCGGAUCUUCGGGAAGAAGCAGAUGCGGAUCCUCAUGGUUGGCUUGGAUGCGGCUGGAAAGACCACAAUCCUGUACAAACUGAAGUUGGGGGAGAUUGUCACCACCAUUCCCACCAUAGGCUUCAAUGUGGAAACAGUGGAAUACAAGAACAUCUGUUUCACAGUCUGGGACGUGGGAGGCCAGGACAAGAUUCGGCCUCUAUGGCGGCACUACUUCCAGAACACUCAGGGCCUCAUCUUUGUGGUGGAUAGUAAUGAUCGAGAGCGGGUCCAAGAAUCUGCUGACGAACUCCAGAAGAUGGUGAGCACCCAGAGCCCUGGGGAAGAGAAGUCUUUGUGCCAAUCUGCAGGAGGACGAACUGCGGGAUGCGGUGCUGCUGGUGUUUGCCAACAAGCAGGACAUGCCCAACGCCAUGCCUGUGAGCGAGCUGACCGACAAGCUGGGGCUACAGCACUUGCGAAGCCGCACGUGGUACGUCCAGGCCACCUGUGCCACUCAGGGCACAGGCUUGUACGACGGGCUGGACUGGCUGUCCCACGAGCUGUCAAAGCGCUAGCCAACCAGGGGCCGGCCCCUGCUGCCCAGAAGCUCCCGCGUGCAUCAUCCCGGGAGGACCAGACUCCCGGACUCCUCAGGCAGUGCCCUUCCCUCCCAGCUCCUCCUCCCCCGCAGACACAGGCCACUGCUCCUGCCUGCAUGUUCUCUCUCUUUUGGGAGCCUGGAGCCUCGCUCUCUGGGCAUGGAGGGAUCUGAUCUCCUGCCCGCUGGGACCUGUGGAAAGGGGUUUCCAGGGCCAAGGCCCCUUCUUCCAGAAGAGGAGCAGGGAUCUGGGUUUAGUUUUUUUUCUUCCAUUUCGGGUGUACCCUUUGGGCCAGGUGGGGAGGGGAGGUGAGGGCUCCGGGUGGUGCUAUGAUGUGGCACUGGAUAUUGAGUAAUAAAUUUGCUGUGGUUUGUA